UGGCAGACUCAGGGUCUGCGACCUGUCACUCCACACCAACAGCGUCCUGGCUGCAACCAGCGACAUACGGUACUUUCAAAUUGCACGUCGCGGAUGGGAGGAUGAAAAAGGGGAGGGAGGGAAUACGCAUACAUUACUCGGCGCCCCCCAGACUUCCCUACCGACGUUUUCAGUGCGGUUCGUCCACGAACGACGCACGAAAAUCCAGAGCAUACCACGUCCCUAGUCGAUCGAGGAUAUCAGUUACCUACGACGCCAUCAUGAGUCUCAGCUUUCUCCCUGGCCAUGAAAUGUUCCCCAUACCGCCGAUUCCACCCCGACGAAUACGUCAAGAAACUCUGGAUCGCUUCAUAAGUGCGAUCUCUGCCGGUGACUGGGAGGACUUUGACACUUACCUUGCGACGUUCGGCCCCGACAAGGAGUUCGAAAUAGAUGAUCUCUACCCAGUUGCAUUCGAAGCCAUCAAGCAAGAUUCUGCCAUAGCCAUGGAGAGGAUACUAAGCCGUGGCAUGACUGUGCGCCACAGCUUCGCACUGGAGGCGAUAAGCGCCAAGGCGAAGCAAUGUCUCGAUGUCAUCGUCAAGAGAUGGGAUGUCAAUACUCCUAUUAGCGAGACUGAGCCCACUGUACUUGCUUAUGCCGUUGACAAUGAAGAAAUGGCCCUAUGGCUGGUUGCUCACGGCGCCGACCUAAACAAGCAGACUUACAUCGACCUGACACCCAUGUCGUACGCCGUCCAAUUCGCCCCACUUGCGCUCAUCGAAAAAUUGCUUGAUCGCGGUGGUGAUAUACAUAGUGGAGAACUGUUGCAACAUGCAUUGGAUAGGGCGACUGAUACAAUAGAGGUUCUAUGUAUGUUGAUUGACCGAGGUGCACCGCUAGAGGCCAUUAUGUAUGAGAAGCACGAGGCUUCAAGGAGGCUAUAUCCUUUCAUGGAAUUUGGUACACCCCUACACAAGGCUGCUACCAUGGGCAAGGCAGACGUUGUACAAUUUCUACUAGAAAGAAAAGCCAAUCCUGCCAUUCGGAAUACCAAAGGUCGGACGCCAGUGGAGUGUGCAGUCGAGUCAGGCUCUUUGGAGACAGUAGAGGUGUUGAGGUCGGUUUCCACGGAUUAGAUAUUACCUAGGUACAUGGGCAGGGCCUGGGUCGCUGGGGAAUUCGUCUGAGUGGAAAAUUUUAGCAAUUUGCCUUAGAAUAGGCUCUUUUCCAAGUGAUCGAGGCAUUUGGGUCUAUCAGCACUGAUUUGACCUUGAUGUGAUGAGCAACUGUAAGGUUGGGAAAACGACAGUAGGC
Molecule: messenger RNA, 1296 nt
Organism: Diaporthe batatas
Lineage: Eukaryota; Fungi; Ascomycota; Sordariomycetes; Diaporthales; Diaporthaceae
Exons: 2
Coding region: 102-1118 (338 amino acids)
Molecular function (GO): protein binding
Source: RefSeq, a predicted model, not a curated record